Messenger RNA from Globicephala melas (long-finned pilot whale), 369 nucleotides. The record is from RefSeq and is a predicted model, not a curated record. Lineage: Eukaryota; Metazoa; Chordata; Mammalia; Artiodactyla; Delphinidae.
CGCCUCCUCGCUUCCAAGAUGACCAAGAAAAUAAGGAACAAUGGUCGUGCCAAAAAGGGCCGCGGCCAUGUGCAGCCUAUUCGCUGUACCAACUAUACCCGUUGCAUGCCCAAGGAUAAGGCCAUUAAGAAGUUCGUCAUUCGGAACACCGUAGAGGCCGCAGCCGUCAGGGACAUUUCCGAAGCGAGUGUUUUUGACGCCUAUGUGCUUCCCAAGCUGUAUGUGAAAGUGCAUUACUGCGUGAGUUGGGCCAUUCACAGCAAGGUAGUCAAGCAUCGUUCUCGGGAAGCCCGGAAGGACCGAACACCUCCACCCCGAUUUAGACCUGCUGAUGCUGUCCCACGACCUCCACCAAAGCUAAGGAGCUAA